CCAAAUAAACGCCAAGACGCAUGGUUUGGUGAACCCGAUCUGUCCUUAGCUGGGGGAGGAACCGUUUUGUUCUUUGGUUCCCUUCCACUCAAGGAAAAACAUUGUCGGCAGAGUUCUGGGUAUCCUUGUCAGGGGUACAUCGGCUGCGAGGGGGUUGCCCUUAAAACGCCUCGAGGUGAAAUAUUGAUAAUAAAUAAUACUCUGGGUGCCGAGGUUUGACUAAUCUAUUUCCUUCAAUUGGCAGAGAAGGAACAUCAACAUUGGAGAAAUCUCUGCUAUUUCAGAUCAGAUCGCAUGGCCAGUCCUUCUCCUGUUGUUGUUCCAAGAAACUUUCGGUUGCUGGAAGAGCUAGAGAGAGGAGAGAAAGGAUUUGGUGAUGGGACUGUCAGCUAUGGAAUGGAUGAUGGAGAUGAUAUUUAUAUGCGGUCUUGGACAGGAACAAUCAUUGGACCACAUAAUUCAGUGCAUGAUGGCCGCAUAUAUCAGCUAAAAUUAUUCUGUGACAAGGACUAUCCACUCAAACCCCCAACUGUCAGAUUUCUUUCUCGGAUCAACAUGACCUGUGUAAACAAGGAAAAUGGAAUGGUGGAUCUGAAGCAUUUUCCGAUGUUAGCAAAUUGGCGAUCAGAGUACACCAUGGAGGAUAUUCUAAUGGAGCUCAAACGUGAAAUGGCAGCAUCACACAAUAGAAGGCUGUCACAGCCGGCAGAAGGGACCACAUUUUAGUUGAAUCAAUGAUUAAAUGAAAUAGUUUAUUUAUCUUGGCCUUAUGAGGACUUUACAUGUACAGUAUUUGAGGUUUUUCAUUCAUGGCAUACGCAUGCCACAAUGACAUAGUGCUUGCUGUUUUAGAAUUAACUUAUGUUAUCAAAGGUUCUAAUGGAUUCUGAGUUGAAUUUUCAGUGUCUGUUAGCAAGAGAUCAUGUAGGAAGUUGAACAUCAUUAGUCAAAGAAUUGUUUCUUAUUACAUUGAAUUAUAUAUUAUAUGGGAUUUGGUGUUUUCUUAUAAAUCACAAAGAAAUAGUGAUUCUGACA
Molecule: messenger RNA, 1035 nt
Organism: Cryptomeria japonica (Japanese cedar)
Lineage: Eukaryota; Viridiplantae; Streptophyta; Pinopsida; Cupressales; Cupressaceae
Product: ubiquitin-conjugating enzyme E2 variant 1C
Exons: 4
Coding region: 295-726 (143 amino acids)
Biological process (GO): protein K63-linked ubiquitination; DNA damage tolerance
Cellular component (GO): nucleus
Source: RefSeq, a predicted model, not a curated record